CUGGCCAGCGUGUGUCCACGUGACGCCAGGAGGCCGCCCCAUUGGCCCUCGCAGCCGGGACUUCGCCGGCUUUGCUCCACGAUCCUCAAGGCUCCGAGACGCUUCCCUCCCUUCUGGUUCCCGGAACUGCUGUCUCGAGGAUCCAGACCGAGCCGGGCCGGCACCAUGACGACCCUGGAUGACAAGUUGCUGGGGGAGAAGCUGCAGUACUACUACAGCAGCAGUGAGGACGAGGACAGCGACCGUGAGGACAAGGACGGAGGCCGGGGCGCCCCUGCCAGCAGUGCCAUGCCUGCAGAGGCUGAGCUGGCAGGCGAAGGCAUCUCGGUGAAUACAGGUCCCAAAGGUGUGAUCCAUGACUGGCGUCGCUACAAGCAGCUGGAGACGGAGCAAAGGGAGGAGCAGUGCCGGGAGAUGGAGCGGCUCAUCCAGAAGCUGUCCAUGACCUGCAGGUCCCACCUGGACGAAGAGGAGGAGCAGCGGAGGCAGAAGGACUUAGAGGAGAAGAUCAGUGGAAAGAUGACCCUGAAGGAGCUGGCCAUGAUGAGCGAGGACCAGGAUGAUGAAGCUUUCCUGCAGCAGUACCGGAAGCAGAGGAUGGAGGAGAUGCGGCAGCAGCUUCACAGGGGGCCCCAGUUCAAGCAGGUUUUCGAGAUCCCCAGCGGAGAAGGGUUUUUAGACAUGAUCGACAAGGAACAGAAAAGCACGCUCGUCGUGGUCCACAUUUACGAGGACGGCAUCCCGGGCACCGAGGCCAUGAACGGCUGCAUGAUCUGCCUGGCCGCCGAGUACCCGGCCGUCAAGUUCUGCCGCGUGAGAAGCUCGGUCAUUGGGGCGAGCAGCCACUUCACCAGGAACGCCCUCCCAGCCCUGCUCAUCUACAAGGGAGGCGAGUUGAUCGGCAAUUUCGUGCGCGUCACCGACCAGCUGGGGGAAGACUUCUUCGCCGUGGACCUCGAAGCGUUUCUGCAGGAGUUUGGGUUACUCCCAGAGAAGGAGGCCCUGCUGCUGACGUCAGUGCGCAACUCUGCCACCUGUCACAGCGAGGACAGCGACCUGGAGAUAGACUGAAGCCAGGGGGUGCGGCUGCAUGGGUCGCUCGUUGCGGGGCUAGAAGGCACGUGUCUGCUGCUUCGUCCCUUGCUGUGUCUGCUGGCUCCUCAGC
Messenger RNA from Ochotona princeps (American pika), 1165 nucleotides. RefSeq names its product phosducin like (gene PDCL). The record is from RefSeq and is a predicted model, not a curated record. NCBI's taxonomy places the organism in Eukaryota, Metazoa, Chordata, Mammalia, Lagomorpha, Ochotonidae. Gene Ontology annotation, biological process: regulation of G protein-coupled receptor signaling pathway. The transcript has 4 exons. The coding region runs from base 166 to 1071 and encodes 301 amino acids.